GGGGUCACGUGCCAAGCCGUUGAAUUCUCAUCAAACUCAACACCAAGCAGUCUUUGUCCAGGACUUGACGAAUCACAGCCCAUCAACCUUUAGCCGGAAAGUAUCACACCUCAUUUGGGCACUCGGGUACAUACUCAUGUUCAAGGUCUACGUGAGGCCGCAGGCCUUGCCGAGCAUGCUAUGGCGUGCUCAGAAUUAUAUGAUAAGGAACUAUUCAGUGAGACCAUCAUCGAAACCAUCACAACCAAAGCCGUCAUCAGAAGAGAAACCACCACCACCCACGAGACUCACGUUUGUCCCAACUUCAGAGUGAGCACCACCAAGAGACCCGAUACAUAAUUCACAGAAACACUAGACAGAAAGACCACGAAGGCAAGAAAAGAUCCCUGAGAGAUCAUCAAAAGACAAGUCACCACAAAAGAGACCACCAAUAUCAAAACCAGAACCAGAAUCAGAAUCAGAGAAAAAAACAUAGGAACCACCAGAAAUGGACCUACAGCAGUACAAGCUAGAGCGUCAUAAACGGUUUUUGACUGCAAACUUACUAGAGGAAGAAGCUAAGUUCAAGGCCAAACUAGCCAGCAUGACUCCGGAAGGAAAAAAGAAGAGACUGAAUUACAUGGUGGGAUGGCCACUGGAAACACCUCAUUCAAGAGAGCUGUACAAUAACCCUAAGGAUUUCAGGGUGGUCAGGAGGCUCAGAGCAAUUGAGAUGAUUCGAAUGGUAUUCGGCUAUCACCUCACUCAAUGCUUAAAAAAGGAGAUGGAAUCCAGGCUGCAAACCCGGCUUCGAGGCAGCUAUAUGAGAGACGUCAGACUCAUCUGCGUUGGCAGACAAAGCCAGGAGGCUGCCCCAGGAACUGGAGGGGGAAUGGAAGAUGAGGAUCAAGUCGUUCCAUCUCGGUGUGGCUAUACUGGACACCAGGGAUCUCCGAGACGUCAUCCAAAAUCGUUUCAAACUUGAUAACCUAUCAUAUCUCAUUUGAACUUAUCAGUUUGCCGUCCAAGACAGCGUGCCCGGAGUGCAACGUUUCUGUUUCGGUGACACAGAGGCCAUAUCUGUAGAGGACCUGAGGCGCAGAUUCGUUGAGUGGCGGGAAGGAAGAGAUGUGAUUGGCGUUGCAUACUCGGCUCACGGCGACCUUGCCUUCUUGAAAGAGUUCAAGAUCUUCCUGAACGAAAUUUGCUGGAUCGAUCUGGCCCAAGCACAAUGCAUUCCACUUCAAAACGCAAUUGAACCAUCGUUGGCAGUUGUGAUGAACAGACUGAGGAUCCGCUACGCAGGCAAGCUGCACGUACCAGGAAACGACGUGCAUUUCGCCAUGAGGGUUUUCCUUGGAAUGGCAGUUUUGGAUUUCUGGCGCGAGUGGUCUCAUUGGGGAAAUGGGCUCAGUGAUAUCCCACGCUGGUACGACCUAGCUAUAAAAGCAGUUCGGGCUAAAAUCCCCAGACCAGAACGACAUGAAUUCACGACUUGAGGAUGGACGUGAUCCUUGCGGCUCGAGAUGCCUGCUUUGGUCAUUGAGGAUGAUGCUGUUACUACGUUGGUUAUGACUGCACAUCAAGACCGGUUGGGUAUUGUAUUAAAGACAGGUCUCACCACCAGAGCCAACACAAGACUCGCCGGAAAACUCACGAAGGAACGGAUGAAUGAAGAUCAAUGAGGGAUGGUAGGUAUAAGCGUUGAUCAAGAUGAGAACCACGAACGCAACUUGAGCGUUAUCCCUCAUCAUCGUCGCUAAUAAGAGGCAGGUAACGCUGGCUCACGUGUAUAAUAACAAGAACUUCUUCCGCUGAAGAUCAUUUCCCAAGACUGAGAAAUGAUCUGACGAGACCCAAAAUAUGGCAAAGUCAAUUCUGAGCAAAACACCAACGCAACUGUCAACUGCAAAUCACAUGCCGUGGAUUACAGGUCCACAGAGACAAACAGAAUCAGGCUUCCAAGUUCCUCAUCGUCGGGACUGGGCGUCGCAUGCUCGUCCUUGUUCGAUGUUAUCUGGGGUAUGGCACCACUGAGCUGGUUCAGCAGGUUUGCCACUGACAGGAGACAAGGCCAGGCUGAGCCAAAAACUGUCACCUUGUGUUGGCUGCUGCUGGUGUUCGGUGGACCCCGCCUUGACAUGGUCAGAUGUUCAGAGCCUGAAGAGGGAGCAUGAGGCCAGGGGUUGAUAGAGGUCGACAGUUGCUGAAGGCUUCAUUCCGGCAAGAGCCGAAUUGCAUAGACAUAUCAACAGAGCAGUCAUGUCCAAUGUCUGUAUUUGUAUACUUUGAGAUAAUUAUACCGUAUUAUUAUAGCACAGAGCAAUAAGUCACAGUCAAUGCAAGGCUGUUAUGCUCCACAUAAACAAACAAAACAUCCACAGACCACAAAAUAACUAUCUCAAAUAAAAACAGUAGUAAA
Messenger RNA from Fusarium odoratissimum NRRL 54006, 2401 nucleotides. RefSeq lists its product as uncharacterized. The record is from RefSeq and is a predicted model, not a curated record. The coding region runs from base 488 to 964 and encodes 158 amino acids. Lineage: Eukaryota; Fungi; Ascomycota; Sordariomycetes; Hypocreales; Nectriaceae. The transcript is spliced from 2 exons.